GUGUUAUCGAAACUAUACACUGAUGUAUCAAAUAAUUAAUAGAUAAACAAGAAUCAAAUAAUAAUAAUAAUAACAAUAAUACUCGCCAAUAGUUUGAUUUGAACACAUACCUCUGAUUCUACUUUUCUCUUCUUUGGUUUAUGAAUAAAGGUUAGAAAAUUGUAUCAUUUUGCCUGUGUUUUGUUAUAACCAAUACAUAUAUUAUCAAAACCAGUCUAAUCAAACAGUAUACAUUAUGAAGAAUUAUAAUGUCGUUGUUGAAGCUAAUGAAUUACCACCUGAACGUAAAGCUACAGCAUUAACUCUGUGUAUACAAGCUUUGGAUUAUUAUAACAACGAGAAGGAGGUAGCCAUGUUUAUGAAGAAGAAUUUUGAUAAACUCUAUGGACCUACUUGGCAAUGUAUUAUAGGACAUGAAUUCGGCUCGUCAAUAACGCAUGAUGAAAAAUGUUUUAUUUACAUACACUGUGGGCCAGUCAGUCUCCUGCUAUUUAGGUGUACCGGAUAA
Molecule: messenger RNA, 508 nt
Organism: Trichobilharzia szidati
Lineage: Eukaryota; Metazoa; Platyhelminthes; Trematoda; Strigeidida; Schistosomatidae
Source: the annotation of a GenBank genome assembly